AUGAUCACUGAUACUAGUACAGCCACACACCAUGACACUCAAUUUGAAGUAACACCGGUCCAACCUCCCUAUCACCGUACAAACCGACCUGGUGCUGGCGCUGGGGGAAGGAAUUCUCAGCUAGAGAAGAUAGGAAACACUAUCCAGACCCCAGCCAGAGCACCUGGCAAAUCAAAGAUCCAGAAUGUCAUUGUCCCUUUGGAUGAACCCGAAAAUAUGAUGGCUCCACUGGUGACAAAGAAGGGAAGAGGAAAAGUGGUGCCUCAGCAGCUUGAGAGGAACUUGAGUGUAAUGCCUAGCUUGAUGUCCAUGAUCGCGCUGGUACCUCUUAGGGAGCUUCUUGUGGUGGUUCUUGUGGUGGUUCUUGUGGUAUUUCUCAUGGUGUUUCUCGCAGCAUCUCUCAAGACGCCCCUCUUCAUGACUCUCAGGCUGAUGGAAUCAGAAUUCCGGCUGUUGGUACUCACACUGUUUCUCAUGCUAUUCCUCAGUCUUUCUUCCACUAGCCAAUACAUGUCUGUUGAUGGAGCUGAAGAAGGUAACAAAGAGGUUGAUAAAGAAGUAGACUUUGAUGAGGAUGACAUUUAUAAUGAGGGUGGAUAUUUUACAGAAGACGAUGGCACUGAUAACAAUAUGGAAUAUGAGGAGGGUUUUCAUGGGAGUGAUGACAUCAUGCACCCGUCAGAUCGCAAUAAUUAA
This is a messenger RNA of Suillus bovinus, 696 nucleotides long. RefSeq lists its product as uncharacterized. The record is from RefSeq and is a predicted model, not a curated record. Bases 1 to 696 code for a protein of 231 amino acids. The transcript is spliced from 4 exons. NCBI's taxonomy places the organism in Eukaryota, Fungi, Basidiomycota, Agaricomycetes, Boletales, Suillaceae.